AUGAAAGUAGAAGCUGAUGGAGAGGACUGUGGAGGAGCAGAAACCAGCAGGAACUCAGAUCUAAAUCCUCAUGGAGAUGCUUCUAGCUCUUCAGAGACUGAAGUCAAUGAGGAUGAUGAAGACGAUGAAGAUGGGAACAAUCCUGACUCUCAGCUGGAACACUUGUCAGACUCUGGGUCAACAACUGAAGACAGUGACAAAGACUGGAAGGAGAGCAGAGCUCCUGAGUCAGCUGGACAGGUGGGAAGAAGCAAGUCCCUUUUGGAGCAGGUCCAUGAAGAAGUUUAUGUUCAGCAGACUCUGCUGAUCACAGUAGAUGCUUCUGAGGAAUGGAGGUCUGAUGUGGACCAGCAGGACCCAGAGCCCCUCCACAUCAAGGAGGAAGAGGAGGAACUCUGGACCCAAUUGGAGGGAGAGCAGUUCAUUUUGAAGGAGGAGACUGAUGCCAGCAGGUUUUCAUCCAUUGUUGUUCAUGUGAAGAGUGAGGAUGAUGAAGAGAAGCCUCUGUUCUCACAGCUUCAUCAGCACCAAAUGGAGGACGGAGAUGUUCCAACCAGCAGCUCAGCUGACCAGAUGAAAGUAGAAGCUAAUGGGGAGGACUGUGGAGGAGCAGAAACCAGCAGGAACCCAGAUCUAAAUCUUCAUGGAGAUGCUUCCAGCUCUUCAGAAACUGAAGUCCGUGAGGAUGAUGAAGACGACAGAGAGAAGAAAAGUGUAGAGGCACACAGGAAAAUUCAGACAGGACCAAAAUCAUUUAGUUGUGAUGAAUGUGGGAAAAGAUUUAACAGAAAAACAAAUUUAAAAACACACAUGAGAGUCCACACAGGAGAGAAGCCAUUUAAAUGUGAGUUUUGUGGACAAAAAUUUAGCCGGACGACAAGUUUAGACUCGCACAUUAGAGUCCACAAGGGACAGAAACCAUUUAACUGUGAGGUUUGUGGUCAUAGAUUUAGUAAGAAAACUAAUUUAAACAGACAUAUGAGUGUCCACACAGAACAGAAACCCUUUGUUUGUGGUGACUGUGGAAAAAGAUUUAGUCAUAAAACAUCUUUGAACUCACACAUGAGAAUCCACACAGGACAGAAACCAUUUGAAUGUGAACAUUGUGGACAAAAAUUUAGCCACAAGACAAGUUUGAACUCACACAUUAGAGUCCACACAGGACAUAAACCAUUUGAAUGCGAGCUUUGUGGUCAAAGAUUUAGUGAAAAGACGAAUUUAAAUUCACACUUAAGAGUCCACAUAGGACAUAAACCAUUUGAAUGUGAGAUUUGUGGACAAAGGUUUAGCCACAAAACUAAUUUAAACUCACAUGUGAGAGUCCACACAGGACAGAAACCAUUUGAAUGUGAAAUUUGUGGACAAAGAUUUAGUUAUAAGACUAGUUUAAACAGACACACAAAAGUCCACAGGAAACAAAGCUCCCUGCAGUGAGGUUAAAGUUUUAGACUGAGGUUAACAGUCUAAAACUUAGACUAACACACGAGAACCUUCACAGGAGAGAA
Nematolebias whitei (Rio pearlfish) is the source of this 1505-nucleotide messenger RNA. RefSeq names its product zinc finger protein OZF-like. The transcript has 4 exons. Lineage: Eukaryota; Metazoa; Chordata; Actinopteri; Cyprinodontiformes; Rivulidae. Gene Ontology annotation, biological process: regulation of immune system process; negative regulation of transcription by RNA polymerase II; regulation of cytokine production. The coding region runs from base 1 to 1434 and encodes 477 amino acids. The record is from RefSeq and is a predicted model, not a curated record.